Messenger RNA from Betta splendens (Siamese fighting fish), 2013 nucleotides. Its product is annotated as beta-1,3-galactosyltransferase 1-like. The transcript has 2 exons. Lineage: Eukaryota; Metazoa; Chordata; Actinopteri; Anabantiformes; Osphronemidae. Bases 152 to 1402 code for a protein of 416 amino acids. Gene Ontology annotation, cellular component: membrane. The record is from RefSeq and is a predicted model, not a curated record. Gene Ontology annotation, molecular function: N-acetyl-beta-D-glucosaminide beta-(1,3)-galactosyltransferase activity.
CACAGGACUUCUCGACAUUUACAAAUAGGAUUAAAAAAAGCGGACUGACUCGUGCUCGAUGCGCCGGAGCAGUGCGUGACGCUGCGCAGCCGCCGCUCCUCCGUCUUCAUGAACCCCGCGCCGUGGAGGUGACAGGUGGGUCGCUGCCGUCAUGGAUGACGCUGAAACCACGACGUGCCUUAAUGGGGCGAAAAGACAACAUGUUGACAGAUCAAGUGCCCAAAGGAAGUCUUCGCUUCGCUUGUGGUUCAAGUUUCUUCUCCUUUUCUGUCUGGGUGCAUUCGUCUUGUGUUACACUUUGCCUGGAAGCGUCACAUCACAGUGGGUGAGCGAUUCCUUCCAGAAGCACUACGAGAGGAUUUUCAGUCGGAUACAUCAGAAUAUUUCACAUCCUCCCUAUAAACAUUAUAAAGAUGAUGAAACGACACGGGGAAAAAUCCCAGAAACGACACCAGGAAAAACCCAAUUAACGACACCAGGAAUAAUCCAAGAAACGACACCAGGAAUAAUCCAAGAAACGACAGCACCUAAAACAACCCUACCCACUGAGGCACGUACAGGUAUUCAGUUCCACCAAGCAUACCCACGCAACUACCACUUUAUUAUGGAUAACACAGAAGUGUGCAACACCAGGAAGCCUUUCUUGGUCCUGAUGGUUCCAGUGGCACCAAAUAACGUGGCAGCUCGGGACGCGAUCCGACAGACGUGGGGCAGCAGCAGCCUGGUUCAGGGGAAGGUGGUGCUCACCCUGUUCUUGCUGGGUCUCCCGAGUGGAGCGGACUUUCAGCAGCAGCAGGAGAAAGUCAGACAGGAGAAUCAGCAGCAUCAUGAUCUGAUCCAGAGCGACUUCAUGGACACCUACCUAAAUCUUACCAUUAAAACCAUGGUGAUCAUGGACUGGCUAGCCACCCGCUGCCCUACAGCAGCCUACGCCAUGAAGAUAGAUUCAGACAUGUUUCUAAACAUUGACAAUCUCAUGGUUAUGCUGCAGAAGCCAGGUAUCCCCAAGACUAAGUAUCUGACAGGAUACGUCAUGUGGAACAUUCCAGUCAUACGUUCAAUGGACUCUAAGUGGUAUGUCUCCGAGGAGUUGUACCCAGAUCCCCAGUACCCGACCUACACGCUGGGCAUGGGCUAUGUCUUCUCCAACGAUCUCCCACAGAAGUUUGUAGAAGUCUCAACAUCUAUCACACCCUUUAACAUAGAAGAUGCUUAUAUUGGAAUGUGCAUGAAAAAGCUAGGAUUCCCUGUGACGCCACCACCAGACCCUGGUCAGUUCAGGACUUAUAACAUAAUGUAUAACCGCUGUGAGUACUCCAAGAUCAUCACCUACAUUCUCGGGUCUUCAGAGGAACUGGUGAGGUACUGGACAGAUCUAAAGAAACCUGGACCUCCGUGUUGAGACCUAGUGUCACUGAGACGUCACGUGGGUGGAUAGGGGCUGGGUGGCAGGGUGAUAUAAGCUGGAAGGAAACAGAGAGGGAAGCUCAAAGAAACAUGAAAUGAAGGGCAGUGAUGAAGACGAACCCUCAACUCUGUGUUAAGACAAUGACUGGUACAAUUCAAGCAGGAGGAGGGGUGACAGUGGAUUUCCUGGUUAGGUCAUUUUACAGAAUAAGCACUUCCUCAAAUUGCCAUGUUACAACACACAUAAUGUGACGUUUAGAGCGAAGUGUGAGAAAGGGCCUCGCAUUAUUCCAACGCAUACCUCAUACAUUAGGUAGAUUUCAUGGGUUACACAAGUAUAAAUAGAUGAUAGUUCUGUUUCUUGACCUCAGUUUUUAAAACUUAUGCUUUGCAAACAAAAAAAAACAAAUCACAAAGGGAAUCCAUUUAUUUAACUGAGUGUGGGAGGUGCAAUGAUUAAAAACGGCUGUGUGGUCUUUUUUAUGGAUGGGGCUGCUCUGUUUACAGUUAGGAAAAAGAAGGCGUGUGUUUGCUAUUUAUUUGAAUCAAUGAAUGUGUUUAAAUUAAUAAAUGUGAUGUUUCAUAAUUAAACUAAUCACACUAUUA